Messenger RNA from Amoebophrya sp. A25, 1840 nucleotides. The record is from the annotation of a GenBank genome assembly. NCBI's taxonomy places the organism in Eukaryota, Dinophyceae, Syndiniales, Amoebophryaceae.
CAUGCAUAUUCGGAAUUGCACCGCUCGAUCCUCGGCAAUGCGCCUCCAGCUGCUGCCCCUGGUGCAAACCUUCUUGCCGCCCGAGCGAUCCAGAAUGAGCUGGACGCUUUCAACGAUCUCUAAGCAGCAGCUUGCGACGAUCGCAAACUCAAACGUCGUGGACUUUUAUGGAAAGGAUGUCGUGUCAUUCAGUAGACGGCUCUGGCUUCUCCGUUAUUGCUUGAUGUGCAGUAACUACUCUGCACUGGUAUUUGUAUGGUCCUCGAAGGAUAAAUGUCUCUCUUUCCUCUUUCUCCCCUUCCUUUGAUGUUCUUAAUCGUGCGCCCUCUUUCAUAUCAUGACCGGUCUUACGAUCGUGAGGCGGUGGGCGGAUGCGAUCGCAAAUGUGGGCUUUGAGGUGGAGGAGUCGUGCCAGAGGUGGUGGCUGUUGUUGUUGUUUUUGUUUUAUCCAGGCCUGCGGAGCAAUUGAAGUAUGACGAGCAUCAUCAACAGCAGAAAUAUAGUAUUUGUUUGAAUUUGCUUGCGUCUACCAGAACAAGAAUGGAGGCGGUGGCUAUUUGUUGCGGGUUCGUGGAAGGACAUACUAAGUCUUCAUAUUCGUCCAAAUUUUAAAGUAGUGCGUAAGCUGUGGAAUGUAAGGGCAGUUGCGUGAUCAUUGAUAGUCACCCUGAUGGUUCUUCUGAGUUGUUGCAAAGCUACAUGUUCUACACGAUAAUCAAAAAAGUUGCUUUCAAUGCGGUAGCCUUAGCGUGAUGAUUAUUAUUUAAGCGUUGUGAUUAGUUUCUGUGUCGUGUACUAGGAGGUCGUGAUCUAAAAAAGUCUUCUCAUGGUGACAGAUAGAAGCACCGCUUAGACUUCGUUUUCUAUAGGAGACUGAUGGCGACAGGCGUUCACGCUGUCGAGUAAAAGCAAGCUCUUUCAUAUAGUUCAGGCACAGCCUACUUCUUUCAUUUUCAAAAAUAUCGUGCCGCUGAUUCAGACCAAAUAUUUACACUAUCAAGAUUCGCAAUUUUGUGCCAUUGUUCAAGUUUCUAUAGCAUCAAGUUCAAGGUGAAGCAUGGCGUGGCGAUCAGAUCGGCAAACAGGAGUCUCCGUGUGCCAUCUCCUCGUGCCAGAAUUUACGUAGACCUUACUUCUUAUUAUGGUUGUUGUGUGUUGGUGUUUGAAGUACUAUCACGCUGGAACAGGAGAGCAAGCAAUUAGUCGAAUAUCUUAUCUCUGGACAAGCGCCAGGCUUACUUUUGUGCGCUCGUAUAAAUAUCCGUGAGCGCCCAGACAGAUGCGCACGGGCUACGUAAGCACGCUUCUUCGUGGAAUAAAUACUUCAAAGAGCAGCAGGCCGCUUUUUUAUCAUUCUUGUUAUGUUAAGCAAUAGCAUUCUUCUCAUCGAUGUUGUUUAUUCAGAUGGCAUAAAGAUCCACUUUGUCGAUUUAUAUUUCCUCAAUAAUUUCGAAAAUAUUAAUCCGUCCUUUCAUCUACGAUAGCUGGACUCCUACUCCCUAGCCUCCCAGCGGGCCAUUGCUAUUAAGUCUUGACUUUAUGGCUGGUUUUGUUAGCAUCGGGUCUUACGCCACCUAGCAGUCAACUGAUGUGGUCGUGGGCGAUGCUCCUAAAAACAAGAAACAGAACAGAAGAGAAAAAUAGAGACACACAAUCAAGCAAGCACUUCUAAGGACUUGAGCUUGCGCUUGAUCUUUAGCCACUACUUGAGAAAAAGCGCUCGCCGUAAGAAAUUAACGAUACUAACGGUCAGUCUAAGCGCAGCAUGCUGCUCUUGCUGCAGAGAAAAGCAACCAAGCGGAUUUUUUGGAGAAGGCUCUCCUCUACUCGCAAAGCGGAC